AUGCCUAAACAUUUCCAUAAUAACAAUGUUUUACUCACUUCAGCAAUAGAUAUGUUAAUGAAGUUUGAUGAUGUUCAAAGUGCCGAGAAGCUAUUUCGAAUGAUCGAGAAAAAAAAUAUUGUCACAUUUGGAGCUAUGAUGAAUGGAUAUAAUAUAAAUAAUGAACCAUUAAAAUGUUUACAAUUACUAGAAGAUAUCAAACAACAUGGUUUCAUACUCAAUGAAUGUGUAUCAAUCAUAUUGAUAAAUGCAUGUGCACGACUUGGUAUGAUUUCAAAAUGUCAAUUAAUUAUUGAUCAAGUUCCUUCAUAUUUAUAUAAUAAUCAACAAAUACGUAAUUCAUUGAUUCAUAUGUGGGGAAAGGCUGGUUCUGUUGAAAAUGCUCAGAAAAUUUUUCAAUCUAUCGAUAAUCCUGAUGUUGUUACAUAUAAUGCAAUGAUUAAUGCCUAUGGACUUAAUCACAUGGGUUUAGAAGCUGUUGAUUUAUAUCGAAAAAUGCCUCAUCACUUACGUGAUGAAGUGACAUAUGUAUGUGUAUUAAAUGGAUGUUCUCAUUCUGGUCUUCUUAAUGAAGCUCAUUCCAUCUUCAAUGAAAUUCCUCAGAAAAAUAAACAAGUUAUUGCUACGAUGGUUGAUUGUUUAAGUCGUCUUUAUAUAUUUGAUGAAGCACAGAAACUCAUAGAUGAUUAUGAAAAAUCUAAUCCACCUUCUCCAGUUAUGUAUACGGCAAUAUUAUCUGGAGCACGUAAUUCUCAUCAACACAUUUUAUCGAAAAAAAUCUAUGAUCGAAUGAAAAUAUUAUUUCCUGAUGAAAAAGAGACACUCAAAUCUGGUUCAAUUCUUCUUUGUAAUACAUAUUCAUCAGUAGGUGAUUAUCAAGAAGCAGUGAAUAUUCGAUCAAAACGCAUUCGAGAGUUAGGAAUAAAAGUUAAACCAGGAGUAUCAUGGACAGAAUUCAAUGGUGAAAUAUUGGAGUUCAAAGUUAAUGAUCGUUCUCAUCCUCAAUCUAAAGAAAUUCAUGCUAAAGCAAAAUAUAUAUCCGGUGUAUUGAUUAAAUAUGGCUAUAAUUAUGAUUCCAGUUGGAUAACUCGUCCAUUACGUGAAGAUGAAACAAUUGAGUCAGUUUUAUGUACUCAUAGCGAACAACUUGCAAUUGCCUAUCAUUUUGUUCAACAAGAAAACCCCAAAUUUAUUCAAAUCACCAAGAAUCUUCGUGUGUGUGGCAAUUGUCGUAAGUUCUUCUUGCUUUUUUUCGUAUUAUUAUUAGUAACUUAUGCAUUUACUCUUUUAGAUGGGGUGACAAAACUCAUUGCCAAAAUUUGGCAAUGUAAAAUAAUAGUACGUGAUGCAAAUGGUAUACAUCACUUCUCUCCCGAUGGAACUUGCUCAUGUCGCGAUCAUUUUUAGUUGUUGUUUUUCUUUUCUUUUUUUUUGUUUUUUUUUCUAUCGUAUAUCACUUUAUCAUAUGAAAAAAUAAAAAAACAUAUAUGCUCUAAUCAUUCCCUUUUCUUUUUAACUGAUUCAUGUAAAGAAAAUAUUUUUGAUUAUGAGAUAAAAGUCACAUAAAAUAUGAACUUGAAAAUUCGUAUAUCUUGAGAAGAAUUACAAGUUAAUGUUGAUCGUGGGUGUAGGUAGGGCUGGAAAGUUAUCGUUCCCGAGUAACGGUCCUACUAUUGGGGGACUCUUAGGUCUUCAAGUCCUACUGUUGGGGAGCACCUUGGAGUCCUCAAAUCUUAUUAUUAGGAGGUACCUUAAGAUCCUCGAGUCUUACUAUUGAGGAUACCUUGGGGUCAUUAAGUCCUACUAUUGGAAGGUACCCUUAGAUCCUCUUUUUUAGGCUGUGAGUAUAAAGGCGAGUGUAUAUCUCGAUCAGCACAUGAGUAGCGUAGACGUGUAUGUGUAUCUUUCGUUGGUUGUAUCUCCACUGCCAUCCACAUCUACAGUUUCGACGACUUCAGUUAAAACAGAUAAACGCACUGGAAAAAAAUUAACUGAUUAAAUGAUUGACGUAGAAAUUGCGAUAUUCUUUAUAAUCAACCAUUCGAUUGUUUCAUGUUAUAUAUGUGGAGAAAGAUUUUUUCAGAGGAAAAUUAUAUUUGUGGCAUAACUAUAAUAUUUCCUCAGUUUAUUCAUCAUGUAUUCCAAUAGAAAAAGCUUUCAAUAUAAUACCUACGGAACUGAAACGUGAAAAACGAUCGAGUCGUUUUUGUGGCAUAUGAGAACUCUCGUGAUGUUGAUCAUAACAACAAACGCUAUUUUAAGGGUAAAGUUACUUUUCACUGAAAGAAGUUUUGUUGAAAACAUUUGCGGAGACAAACGAAUAGUGUGAAUGUAAGUAAAAUAAAUUUGACAUUUAUUUGAGAUAUCGUGUUAUACGAGCCAAAGAUCUUAUGAGAGUCAGUAGCCUUGACAAAUUUUUUCGACGAAAAGCAACCAAUUCAAUUAGAGAAGCAGAUUUUGACUUGUCUGUCAUAGUCUGUAGAGUAGAUUUUGGAGCUUCAUUAUGAAAGUUAAACGAACGUUCAACAAUAUGAAAUAACUUUGGAAUAGUUUCAUUGAUAAAACAGAAUCAUAUAUUGUUGAUGAGGCCCUAUAACAAUAUAGCUAUAGUAUAUCAAUUUAUGAAUAAUCAUUUAAAUGCAAUAUUAAUUAUACUUGAAGAAAGACACUAGAGUUAAAGAAACAAUUUUUCCAACUGAUUUUUCAAUUCUAGCUGUUCUAUACAGUAAUAUUCGUAUUAUACAUUAUUCACAGGAUGAUAACCAAGCUGUGCUUUUAUAUAUCGAGGAAGUAUACUAUAUUUAACCGAAAAUAUUUUCAUUUCUUCAUUCAUCACUCACUAACUCCUAUUAUAAUCUAGCCGCAGGAUAGGUAUUGAUGAAGAACAAGUCCUUGUAGUUUUUGUUCACACAAGAAUCGGUUGAAUGAAAAUCGAACUCAUCGUGUCUUUUGUUUAAUGCUCACAUCUACACACACACACACACAUUCGAUUAAGAAAGAGAGUAAAAAUAUCUAUGAAUUCGUCAACUUCCCUUAUAAUAAAAGAAUAUUGAUGAUCGUAUUUAUAUGUGCUGAAUUGAAAAUUGUUACAGGAUCAUAUACUUAUAGUAUCUAUGAAUGUUAUAAAACAUUCUUAAGAGGAAGCCACAAGUAGGAACAGUUUUGGAAACUAUCUUAUUAUUGUUGACCAAAGUCAUAAAAAGAAAUAGAAAAUUAUUUUUCUUUGUCAAGACUAAUUUGUUGGUACUAUUUUGGAUUUGUAGAAUGACAAUGAAUAUGUAUGGAUGAUUGUUUGAAACCAAUAGAAGAUAUAGAAUGAAAAUUCUUAAUGUAUUAUAAAGAAAUAAUUUUUUUAUAUUAAAUCAUUUACUAUAACUUUAACUCAACGGUACAAGGCGAAUUCAUCUAUGUUAUCUCUUCCCUGAAUAAUCCAUAUGAAACGCAACAAAAAAUUUUCAAAAAUAUACUGAGCAUUAGAGGUCAUUUUAAAUAGAUUAGCAACAGCUUUUUUUUUGCACAUUGUAAGAAACGAAAAAAAAAUUAAUUGAUCCUU
This is a messenger RNA of Rotaria sordida, 3553 nucleotides long. Lineage: Eukaryota; Metazoa; Rotifera; Eurotatoria; Philodinida; Philodinidae. The record is from the annotation of a GenBank genome assembly.